Molecule: messenger RNA, 1722 nt
Organism: Colletotrichum destructivum
Lineage: Eukaryota; Fungi; Ascomycota; Sordariomycetes; Glomerellales; Glomerellaceae
Product: Putative tyrosinase copper-binding domain, di-copper centre-containing domain superfamily
Exons: 7
Coding region: 1-1722 (573 amino acids)
Molecular function (GO): oxidoreductase activity
Source: RefSeq, a predicted model, not a curated record
AUGACUGCUCUUCAGUUCAUACUAGUCUUUGGUGUCUUAUCGGCCGUUCAAUGGUCUGCCGCCGCGCAAGAGAUUCCGGUCGCCGGGGUUAGGUCCGGCGUCAACACGAGAACCGGCGAGAUGCCCAUCAGGAGGAACAUCAACAGCAUCUUCGACGAAAGAGGGCCACAGUGGGAUCUCUACAUUGCAGCUCUUACUGCCAUGCAAGAUGCAAACGAGACGGAUCCAACGUCUUACUUCCAGAUAGCGGGAAUCCACGGCCAGCCAUACAUGGCCUGGUCCGGUGGCGGACCGCAGACGGGAGCAAACGCAGGAUACUGUCCUCACAACCAAGGGUUGUUUGGCACCUGGCAUCGCGGCUAUCUCUCGCUAUAUGAGGUUCGUACUACCGUUUCACAAACCCAGCUUCGCGUUGACCAUGACUUGACUUGCUCGCAGCAAGUUCUCGUACGCCAGGCCAAGCGCAUUGCAAUCUCCUACCCAGAACCUCACAAGAGGAAGUACCUAGAAGCUGCAGAGAGUUUGCGCAUCGCGUAUUGGGACUGGGCCGAAGACCACCAAGUCCCGCCUGUGACGGCGAUGCCGACGGUGAUCGUCAACAAGCCCGUAGCCGGCUUGGUACAGCCCGCGGCCGUCCGGAACCCGCUGUACCGGUUCAAAUAUCCCCAAUCCGCUCUCGAUGGCUAUUUUGGUCGAUUCGAUGGGACGAACUCCACGAGGCGUUGCGCCAAUGACGGCGAGACUUAUCCGGAGACGGCCAACAAGAAGCUCGCGAGUUUCAACCUGAAGGAGAAGACGUACAACGUCUUCGUCAAGGCCACCACGUUCCAUGAGAUGGUUUCGGCUCAGAGCCAAGGGGCCAACUUCGAAGGACCCCAUGGAGAAGUCCACGUCGCAGCAGCAUGUGGCCAGGAUCUCCUCACUCUUUCGACGUCUGCCUUUGAACCUUUGUUCUGGCUCCAUCAUGCCAACGUCGACCGUCUCAUCGCCUUCUGGCAAGCCCUUCACUUCGAAAAUGCCAACAUGCACUUCUCGUACUCCUCCAACGAAAUGUUCGCCACGCCGGCGGGCACAACGGUGACGCCGCAGUAUCCCAUCUGGCCAUUCAUGGGCUCGGGAGGCAGCCCGCUCACAACUGAGUCGGUGACCCACGUCCGCGACUGGGGGUACACGUACGCGCCCAUGCGGUUCUGGGACCAGGCGCCGGGAGAGACCAAGAUGGCCGUCAGCAGGACGGUGAACCUCCUGUACGGUCCGUCGGAGCAGCAGGAAAAGCGAAGACUCUCGCUUCAGGGGCUGAGGAGGCGGAAGGGAGUGACGAAGAGGGAGUACUUCGCCAAGGUCGAGGUGGAGAGGGGCGAGCUGGAGUUGCCGUGCCAGGUGCAGCUGUAUCUGAAGGGCAAGCUGGCCGGGUCCUUUACGCUGCUGGACAUGCCCAAGAAGGGAAAGAGCUACGAUGAGAUCCCACUGAGCAGGGGGGUCGAGAUGGCGGGCUUCCGUGGGCUCUCGUCGAAGAGUGUACUGGGCGACGUCGAGUACGGGUUGGAGGUUGAGAUCAAUAACCUUGACGGAACAACGACGCCGUUGGACCGCGUGCCGAGCUUGAAGAUCGAGUUGGAGGACGUGACCUUCGUGGCGCCCGAUUCGCUUAACGAACUGCCGACGAUCGGUGCAGCACAAUGUCGCGCCGCGAAAGCGCGACCCUUGACAAUCAGCAACUAG